Messenger RNA from Lachancea lanzarotensis, 2103 nucleotides. RefSeq names its product LALA0S01e09802g1_1 (gene EPS1). The transcript has a single exon. The record is from RefSeq and is a predicted model, not a curated record. Gene Ontology annotation, molecular function: protein disulfide isomerase activity. Lineage: Eukaryota; Fungi; Ascomycota; Saccharomycetes; Saccharomycetales; Saccharomycetaceae. Bases 1 to 2103 code for a protein of 700 amino acids. Gene Ontology annotation, cellular component: endoplasmic reticulum. Gene Ontology annotation, biological process: protein folding.
AUGCAUAUAUUUGGCUGGACUCUGGGUGCGCUGUUCUUUUCUCGAUACGGUCUGGCUCAAGGACCUGAUGCUCUCAAGCAAGAUAUCGAUGAGAUGAAGUUUCCUGAGCCCAUAAAUGCCGCCGAAUUUGACGAGAAGAUACCGCAACAUCUUCACUUAGUGGAGUUUUACAGCCCUUACUGUCACCAUUGCAAAACACUAGCACCAAUUUGGGAAAAAGCUUGGAGAGACUUUCAUAUAGAAGGAACUCAGUUGAACAUCUCCUUGGUUCAAGUUAAUUGUGUAGAAAGUGCCGAUUUGUGUGCAAGAGAAAAGAUUAGUGCGUAUCCCGCUAUAAAACUGUAUGGCCCAGGAGGUUUCAUCAAGGACUAUCCUGAAAUUAAAAGAAGUGCUGAACAUUUUAUCAAGUUUGCUCGUCAGGAAGCGCAAAAUGUCGAUAAUCUAGAAACGUCGCUUCUGACUAGUCAAAGCAAAGAGCUCGAAGGAGCCUCACUUUUGAAGCUCAUAUCGGGCAAGGCCGACGUUCCUCAUAUAGUGUCUUUUUGGCCCUCUAAAGGUUUAACAUCGGUGGACGACAGCUCAAUCGAAUUCGAAAAUUGCGAUCAAUGCCAUGGCUUCCAGAAAACCUGGACCGCGCUUUCUGCCAAACUUUUGGCUGAAGACAUUGUUUCAGCCCAUGUUAAUUGCGAGUCUGAGCGUAACAUAUGUGAAGAGCUAGAUUUCAGUGAUCUGAUUGACAUUAAAAAUCACAGAGCCGACCGAGUGCCACGAGUCAUUCUAAUUGUUCCUCAAAAAAAAACCAGCGCUUUGUAUUACUACACUAAACAAGAUUACGGCUUAGGUGCGCUAGAGGAUUUCGCGUUGCGGACAAGCGCAAACGCCCAAGUGCAGGAAAUUAGUGGAAAGGCCCUGCGAAAACUGAUCUCAACACCUAUUGAGCUCAGAAAGGGCCUAAGUCAGUCGGAUGAAAGCAUACACAUUGUUUUCAACUACGAUUCUGAAACCGCGGUACCUGAAGAUUUUGACGUCUUGGAGCAUCUCGUGGAGCCUGUUUCGAACAUCCCAAAUGCAUACCUUCACAAGAGCACUGACGACCUCAAGUCUCUUUCACACUCUUUGUUCCUCGAUAUGUACAAAAAGAUAAACCUGCCAAUGGGGGACCGCGAACUGUCACCCAAUGAGGAGUACUUUACAAUGAAAUCAGUUACUCAGCUACCUACUUUCUUCAUUUUCAAACAAGGCAGCUUGAUCUCCCAUGUGCUCAACGGUUACUCUACUACUGAGAUGCGAAAACUGGACCUCAUUUUGAAUUGGUUUGACCAAAACCGUGCACCACUUCUCAGCCAACUGACGCCUGAUACAUACAAGCAGGUGCUCAAUUAUUACCCAGAGAUCUAUAAUUUUAUGGCAAUUCAGGUCAUUGACACUUCAAGCAAUGCACAACUGUCAAAAAGUUCAAAGUUCUUGGAGAAUUUCAAAAUGAGCGCGCUCGAAUACGAAUCUGACCGCAUAAACUAUCUUUUCAACAAGGUGAAGGAAGGAAGGGCUACAAAGGAAGAAGCUGUUGAAUCAUUAAAAUCAAAACAAGCACCUUCCUCUGACAUCAUUACAAAAAUGCGGCACGAGAUUGCUCAUAAUGAUAAGCAGCGCGUCCAAUUCACUUUCUUGGAUCUGGCCUUGCACGGUGAUCUCUUGAAGCAAGCCGGACUGAAGUCGAGCGGGCACAGUCCAAAAAACGGUGAUGUUCUCGUUCUAGACAAGACAAGCCUAUCGUUUUUCGUUGAAAAGUCUCAGGACGGCGAAAUUUUAACCACCGAGAAGUCCUCUGACUUGAAAAAUACCCUUUCCGUGUUAGCUUUUGGGACAGUUGACGAAAAGCGCAGGAUCAUCAAAGAGAGCCUCAAAAAUUCCGAAAACUUCUUACUCAAUGCUCUUAGCCGUUCCCAGGAGAAUCUCGGCAUUUUGGGAUACCUAUUACUAUUCGUGGUAAUAGUUAGUCUCGCUAGGUUGUUACAACUCUACAGGAAACAAUCUGUCAGACGCAAGUACCGUAACCGCAGAGAUGUCACAGGAAUCCUCGGGAAGCAAAAAAGCAAGGAUUAG